AUGGGGGAUCCUCGAGGUUCAGCAACGGCCGCUGUAGGCAGCUGCGGGGAAUACGAAGGCCUGACGGCCCCCCCCGAGCUGCAGGGGGCCCUAAAGGGGCCCCUUGGUGUUGCUGCGGGCUGCUCCCCGGCUGCUGUGCAGGGGGGCCCCCCUGCUGCUGCUGCGGCCGCUGCUGCUGCUGCUGCCUUCAGCAACGCCUUCAAGAUCCCACUUGAGGAGGGCGCCGAAACAGAAGGCUCCACAGAUAUUGCUGCAAGCACAGCUGGUAGGCGGAGGGAGAGCAGCAGCAGCACCAGCAGCAGCAGCAGCAGCAGCAGCAACAGCAAGCCCGAGGGAUCUGGCAGUGACGUUGAACGCGAGACCCCCACGAGUGCCGCUUCUUCUUCUGUUGCUGCUGUUCCGCCUGAAUGCCUGGGCCACCCCUCAGAGGCCUCAACAACAGCAGCAGAUCCAUCAGCAGCAGCAGCAACAGCACCAGCAACAGCACCAGCAGCAGCAGGAGCAGCAGGUUGGGGCCUUCCUCCUUCUGCAUCCGCUGCAGAGUCUCCUGAGGCCGCUAGCGAAGUGAUUGGAGAAGAAUUGCAAAAGAAAGACUCUUCUCAUUUAGAUGUGCAUGCAGCUGCGCAGACACCUCAGCAAUUACCCCCAGACGAGGGGCCGCCGGGGGCCCCCCAAGGGGCCCCCGAGGAGGCAGGUGGGGGCCCCACAGGCAGCAGCUGGCAGCAGAUAGGAGAGCAUCUUCCUGCUGAUAAUAUGGCUGGGGGAGUCGAGCCCAUGAAGCUCAAGCGCAGCAGCAGCAGCAGCAGCAGCAGCAAGAGCAGCGGCAGCAGCAGCAAACCAGGUUUUAGGGGCCUCCUGGACCUCUUCUAUUCGCGACAGAGGCAGCAGCAAAUUGAAGAGCUACGAGGAAAGACGGAGGCAAGGCAGCAGCUAGCGACAUGGAGUCGUGCUGCUUCUCAUCGUGCAGCAGCAGCAAAAACGAGCAGCAGCACCAGCAGCAGCACCAGCAGCAGUAGCAGCAGCAGCAGCAGCACCAGGUAUAGCGUGCUCUCACGUUUCCUGCGGAGCUCGUCUCUGGAGCAGCAGCAGCAGCAGCAGCCGCAUUUAAACCGCUUCAGUUCUUGCUUUGGGGGCAGGCUGGGGGAUGCAGAGCUGCAGCAGCUGCAGCAACAGCAGGACCACCUGCAGCAGCAGGAGGAGCAGCUGCAGCAGCAGCAAUCGUUGCUGCGGCAGCUGCAGCAGCGAGCGGGGGAGAGGCCCCGGGGACCCCUUAUAGCAGCACGCUCUCAGAUGCUGCAGCUGGAGCAGCAGCAAGACGCCUUGGCGCGUCGCUGCUGCUGUCCUGCUGCGUUGCCGCCGCAGCAGCAGCAGCUGCAGCAGCUGCAGCAGCUGCAGCACUUACACCCGGAGGAGGAUGAACAGCAGCAGCAGCAGCAGCAGCAGCAGCAAAAGAAAGGAGCUUCUGUCUCCUUGGAGCUUGCAAGAAGACGAAGAAAAAAACGCAUGCACAGCCUUCCUCCUCGUCUUUUCUUGUGGGGGGCGGUUGAAGCUGCUGCUGAGCUGCCCUCUGCCCCUCCUGCUGCUGCUGCUGCUGCUGUUGUUGCUGCUGCUCCUGAGGGGGCCCAGAGCGCACCGAGCACGACUUCCGUAGCAGCGGAGUUGGGGGGUGUGGCUUCAGAAGCUGCAGCACAGGCAGCAGCUGCAGCAGCAGCAGCAGCAGCUGCAGCAGCAGAGUUUAAAGAGUGUGUCGAUACAUUCCUUGCUCUCCGCAAGACCGUCAGCGACAGCUGUCUCCUCAGUGCGCGCAGCAGCAGCAGCAGCAGCAACAACAACAACAACAACAACAGCAGCAACAGCAGCAACAGGAGGAGGAAGCCCCGGUGGGCGGGUGAAAGGCUAGCUAGCCGUGCAGGUGUACAGGAGUUAUUAGAUAAGGCUUUAAAUGCUGGGGGUGCUGCUGCUGCUGCUGCUGCUGCUGCUCCUGAAGGUGCUGCUGCAGUUGCAGUGUCUGUAGAGGGCCUCGUUGGGGCGCUGCAGCUGCGCGUGCUGCAGGGACAGCAGCGAGCCCGUCUCUUCUUUUUAAUAUUUAAAAGUAAAAACAAAUAA
This is a messenger RNA of Eimeria acervulina, 2106 nucleotides long. RefSeq lists its product as hypothetical. The record is from RefSeq and is a predicted model, not a curated record. The transcript has a single exon. Bases 1 to 2106 code for a protein of 701 amino acids. Lineage: Eukaryota; Apicomplexa; Conoidasida; Eucoccidiorida; Eimeriidae.